Molecule: messenger RNA, 1800 nt
Organism: Aureobasidium vineae
Lineage: Eukaryota; Fungi; Ascomycota; Dothideomycetes; Dothideales; Saccotheciaceae
Source: the annotation of a GenBank genome assembly
AUGGCUAGCAACGAAACAGCUGGAUUUAGUCAUCUUCCUCUAGCUACUAACAAAGCUAUGGAAUGUGCUCUGACAGGGUCUGAGCUGCUGUCGUGCGCCUAUCUGAACAAAGGCAGUGCCUUCACCGAAAAGGAACGUGAUGAGUUUGAUCUUAUUGGUCUGCUACCAUCCAAUGUCCAAACUCUCGACGAGCAAGUCAAGAGAGCAUAUUCUCAAUUCAAGUCCAGAUCAGACAAUCUCGCAAAGAACACCUUCAUGACCAGUCUGAAGGAGCAGAACGAAGUACUCUACUACAAGCUGAUCCAAGAGCACCUCAAGGAGAUGUUCCCUAUCAUCUAUACACCCACCGAGGGUGAGGCUAUCAGCAACUACUCGACCCUCUUCCGCCGCCCUGAAGGUUGCUUCCUCAAUGUCAACGAACCGGAGAAGAUUGAGCAAAGUAUGUCACAGUGGGGUGGUCCUGACGAUAUCGAUCUUAUCGUUGUUAGUGAUGGCGAGCAGAUUCUGGGCAUCGGCGACCAGGGCGUAGGAGGUAUCCUGAUCUCGGUCGCAAAACUGGCUAUCUACACUCUCUGUGCUGGAAUUCACCCUCACCGCACGCUUCCCGUAGUGCUGGAUGCCGGCACCAACAACAAAGACUUCCUCAAGGACGACCUGUAUCUCGGUCUCCGACAGGAGAGAGUCAGGGGAGAAAAGUAUGACAAGCUCGUCGACACCUUUGUCAAGACGGCAAGGAAGCAGUACCCUAACGCAUACAUCCACUUUGAAGACUUCGGCCUGCCCAACGCCCGUCGCAUCUUGGACGAGUACACUCCUAAGAUUGCUUGCUUCAAUGACGACGUUCAGGGCACCGGAUGCGUCACCUUGGCUGCGAUUUACGCUGCCCUGAAGGUCGCAAAGCUUGAGAUGAAGGAUAUCCGUGUCUUGAUGUACGGUUCAGGAACUGCUGGUACUGGUAUUGCAGACCAAGUUACAGAUGCAAUUGCUGUCGAGUCUGACAAGUCUAAGGAGGAUGCUUUGAAACAGAUCUGGUGUGUUGACAAGCCUGGUCUACUCCUGCAAUCGAUGAAGGACGAUUUGACGCCAGCCCAACAUCCGUACGCUCGCGAUGAUGAGGAAUGGAAAGGCAAGAAGCACGACGACUUGCUCGAAAUCGUGCGCGAAGUCAAGCCUCACAUCCUGAUCGGGACAUCCACUAAGCCCAAGGCUUUCACGGAGGAGGUGAUCAAAGAGAUGGCCAAGCACACCGACCGCCCGAUCAUCUUCCCCCUGUCGAACCCUACCAAACUACACGAAGCAGACCCCAACGAUCUCUUCAAGUGGACAGAAGGCAAGGCCCUCAUGGCAACUGGCUCGCCAUUUGAUCCAGUCGAGUAUAAUGGCACCAAGUACGUUGUUGCAGAAUGCAACAACAGCACGACAUUCCCCGGCAUUGGACUGGGAGCCGUCUUGUCUCGAACCAAGCUCAUGUCACCACCUUUGUUGGUUGCAGCAACCAAGGCGCUCGCAGCUCAAGCACCAGCACUCAAGGACCCCAACGAUGGACUGUUGCCAGACGUGACCAACGUUCGCGAGAUCAGUGUCAAGAUUGCAGCAGCGGUGAUCAAGAAGGCAAAGGAAGAGAAGCUGACUCAACAAGAAGGCAUUCCUGGGAAGGAUGAGGAGCUAGAGCAAUGGAUCAGGGCUCAAAUGUGGGAUGCCGAGUACAGACCUUUAAAGAAGAUCGAACACCAACAAGCAACACGUCACGCAAAGGGCGAGGCUGGCACCAAGGGAAAGACGUCGAAGAAGUCGAACUAG